CAGCUGAGCAUCCAGACGGACGGAGAGCGGCUGGCCGAGAGCGAGUCCCAGAAACAGGCGCAUGACAAGCUGGGCAAGCUCCUACCCCGGCGCUUGCUGGAGGCCCUGGCGCCCUUCCAGAGGGAAGGGGUGUCAUUUGUGGUGGACCGCGAGGGGCGGGGCCUGAUCGCCGACGAGAUGGGUCUGGGCAAGACCAUCCAAGCCAUUGCCGU
Molecule: messenger RNA, 212 nt
Organism: Nannochloropsis gaditana CCMP526
Exons: 1
Biological process (GO): DNA repair; replication fork processing
Cellular component (GO): nuclear replication fork
Molecular function (GO): ATP binding; ATP-dependent chromatin remodeler activity
Source: RefSeq, a predicted model, not a curated record